This is a messenger RNA of Xenia sp. Carnegie-2017, 663 nucleotides long. RefSeq lists its product as uncharacterized. Bases 9 to 410 code for a protein of 133 amino acids. Lineage: Eukaryota; Metazoa; Cnidaria; Anthozoa; Malacalcyonacea; Xeniidae. The record is from RefSeq and is a predicted model, not a curated record. The transcript has 3 exons.
AGGUGGUGAUGGAUGGAACAACUCUUGGAAUACAGAAAACUUUCUUACCAAAUAAUUUAAGAGAGUCUGAUACUGGAUUGCUAGAUGGAAGUAGGUUUGAAAUGCGCAAUUUCAUCAACAGGAGAAAUGUGCGAGCUUUAUUGAAGAAGUACAGUGAUUCAAAGCUAAGUUGGGACGAAUUUCAAGAAUUAAAAUCUGAAAUAUCUUCAAAGGGGCUUAGGACUCUACUUGAAUGGUUAGAGAAACAAGGAUUUAUCACUAGUUGUCCAAACUCGUGCAGAAGGUUAUUGGCAGCAUUGGCUUCUGACAAACCAGUAUGCGCAAUUGUGCCCCCCAAAGAAGAAGUUUUGGACCUCUUGAUAAGGAUGUCUGAUGGAGCCAAUCCAAAGACAAUCCUUCGACUGAUUUAAAACUUCUUCAUGAAGAAGUGCCCUUACUGUUUAACGUCAUUGAGACUAGCGAAGAAAUUCCAAUUACUAUUCAACCGCUGCUAAAGGAAUUGGUACAAAAGGCGAUAAGUCCGUUCGAGGUCAAGGACGGUCAGUGGCGUUUGCCACACAACUUACCUGCGGUGUCUCAAAAUUCGUCCCAUGGAUAUCUACCUUCUCUGCCAGAACUGGUUCAACGAGGGAAUUAUGUUCUUGACAAUAGGAAGACACAGCA